AUGGACUUCCAUCAAAAGAACAAAAUCAAUAUCAGCUCUCUCUCCCUCAACGAGCAACGACUCUUUCGCCUCUACGGCAAGCUCCCCUCCGAAUUCGGCCACCUCACGGAGCACAAAUACUUCGACUCUGGUGACUACGCUCUCUCCAAAGCCGGAAAAGCUAGUUCGGUCGACACCGAAAGCGUUGGCUCUCAGCAUCCUCUCCCAAAGAACAUACCACAUCUCUCUUCCCCUAGCGUAGGCAUCGCAAGCCAGGGCGGUAGUGGCAAUAGCAACGUUAAUCCGGGAACCGCUGGUGGUUCACAGAGUGCAAGUCCGGUUAAGGAUAGUAGCCAUUUGAGCAGGGAGUCUAGUGUUGAUCUGUUGGAGGACAAAAAGAAAGCGGACAAGGUGGUUGGUAGUGCUAACCCGUCGCCUGCGAAGGACUGA
Pseudogymnoascus destructans is the source of this 429-nucleotide messenger RNA. RefSeq lists its product as uncharacterized. The transcript has 2 exons. The record is from RefSeq and is a predicted model, not a curated record. Bases 1 to 429 code for a protein of 142 amino acids. Lineage: Eukaryota; Fungi; Ascomycota; Leotiomycetes; Thelebolales; Thelebolaceae.